AUGAUGGAUUUCGAUGAUGAUGAUGAUGAUAAUGUACAAGAAUAUCCUACAAUGUCUAUGACACCAUUAGAAAAACCCAAUGUUACUUGGCAACAUCAAUGGUCACCUAGCGAAACACAAGAUGCUGUAUCACAGUCACCAUUCGCUACUAUUCCUAGUGAAAUCAUGUUAUAUAUCUUUCAAUUUCUUUCCGUGCCUGAUUUAUGUAAUAUCUCAUUGGUUUGUCGAUCUUUCAAAAUGGUCGCUGAUCAAGAUGAAAUCUGGAAAUUAAAAUGCACAAUGUCAAAGAAAUUAUAUUCGAAACCAUUCAAACAAAUCUAUAUGGAAUGGAUACAUGAAAAAUGUUUACGCAAUGCAAAAUUGCGAUAUCAAUUAGGAUGGCAUACAACCGCAUGUAUCAGAUGUUUACCUCCAUUGUAUCCAAUUCGUUCAACAACUAACUCUCAAUUUGAACCUAUUGGUGGGUUUGAUAAACAUCCAAAUUCGUCAUCAAACAUGACUAUUGAAUUAUCCGUUGAUAUUGACAAGACAACUCGUGAACUAAUCAAACUGUUAGAAAAAGCAUCUGAAUUUCAAGACCUAUGGGAAAAAUCAUCUAUUUUAAAACAAAUGAUAAGACGAUAUUAUCGUUUUAUGCAAUUGAAAGCAUCUUUACCAACAAACAUCCUACUGAUUCCAACUUUGGAUAUUGAAAUUAUUUGGCAAACUCAUUUACUUCGACCAGAUAUGUAUCAAGCCGAUUGUUUACGUUUGUUCCGUCGAAUAAUUGAUCAUUCAUUGGUAAUUAAUGAUACUGAACAGUUUUUCAAAGAACAAGCAUUUGUCGAUACCUGCCAGUUAUACGAACAACGAUUUGGCGAACAUUAUUGUUGUUUGCCAUCAGCUGAAAAGAAAAAAGAGACUGAUUCAGAUUUUCUUUAUGAUCCGUAUUAUACUAAUAAUAAGAUGAAUUACAGUUAUUCUUAUUGGGAUAAGACACAGUUCAACUUUUUCUCACGAGCUCCAACAGAUUACGAGAAUCCAUUCUCUUUCACUGAAGCUGACAUUACCUUAGAUAGUAGAUGGCUGGAUAUGUGCAAACAAUUUAUGUUUGAUGCAUUGAAUCAAGUUGAUGUUAAACAUGGUUAUUAUUAUUCAUCAAAAAAAAUCGAUCUAAGCGUUGGAGCGAUGAAAAGAUUAAUGAAAUCUUACGAACGAUUUUUGUAUAUGGCCGCUAAAUAUCCAUUGAUAGAUGACAAUGGUUUUGUACCUCCAACAUAUGCGAUUGAUAUAAUGUGGCAUUCUCACAUGCAAGAACCAUUGAAAUAUAUUGCAGAUUGUCAUCGUCUUGUUGGUUAUGUGAUUUAUCAUGGACCAUGGCCAAUUAUUGAAGGCAAUACAAUGAAGAAAUCACGAGAGAAAACAAAUCAAAUUUGGAAAGAUGAAUUUGGUAGUGGCAUACAAACAGAUCAUUUGUAUAAUACUCUUGAUCAACAGGCCGACUGGGAUUAA
Molecule: messenger RNA, 1491 nt
Organism: Rotaria sordida
Lineage: Eukaryota; Metazoa; Rotifera; Eurotatoria; Philodinida; Philodinidae
Source: the annotation of a GenBank genome assembly